Messenger RNA from Gasterosteus aculeatus aculeatus (three-spined stickleback), 2729 nucleotides. RefSeq names its product unconventional prefoldin RPB5 interactor-like. The record is from RefSeq and is a predicted model, not a curated record. Gene Ontology annotation, biological process: negative regulation of transcription by RNA polymerase II; negative regulation of phosphatase activity. Gene Ontology annotation, molecular function: chromatin binding; transcription corepressor activity; phosphatase inhibitor activity. Lineage: Eukaryota; Metazoa; Chordata; Actinopteri; Perciformes; Gasterosteidae.
GAAAAAACACACACACACAUUUUUUGGUUCUCCCGUCGUGCACGUUGACAAUGGCUGCAAAGGGUCAAAUGAACGUGGAGCAUCUCGGCGGAGUUGCCAGGCUCCGAGAGGAACACCAGAAGGUGGUGAAAGACUGUGAGAGUCGGAUUCUGCACUGGAAGAAGGUGUCAGGUGACUAUGAGGCCCUGACCGAGCGCCUUCAGACGCUUCCCGAUCAGCUGUCUUAUGACAUCACGGUGCCCUUUGGCCCCUUGGCCUUCAUGCCCGGGAAGCUGGUGCACACAAACGAGGUCACGGCGUUGCUCGGUGACAACUGGUUCGCCAAGUGCUCCACCAAGCAGGCUCAGAAGAUCGUCGACCACAGGAUGAAAUAUGUGAAGAGUGAAAUCAGUGAUCUUUCAAAGACAAUGAAAAACUUUGAAGCCAGGGUUGGACUUGUGAGGGAUCUGGAAAGCAUCUCAUCCAGUAAAGGGGACUACGUGGACAUUAGAGAAGACACCGAGAACACCAGUGACAUUGCUGUCACCAAAGGAAAGCAGAGAAUAGCUCACAAACCAAAUUCUAAGCCCAAAUUGGAUGCUGUCUUGGACCUAAAAGAGGAGGAUGAGGAGAAAGAGGGCAGCAGAAAAUGCACCACGACUGAAGAGGAGUUGUGGGCUAGAUUAGAUGAACUGGAGAAGCUGGAGGAGUUACAAGAUGAUCACGACAGGUUGUCUUAUAAUGCGAACAUGAACGGGGAGGACACGUCGUCCUUAUCCUCGGAAGAGGAGAAGGAGGGAGACGCUGCUCCUGCGGUAAAUGAACUCGCUCACAGCGAAGCGCGAGCGAGUUCAGGCAGGAAAGCUGAAGAAGCAGCAGCAGAAGAAGACGACGACGAGGAAGAGGAAGGCAGCUGUUUGCCAACCAUUUUCUUCUCGCACACCAUCGAACCCAAGAAGGUAAGGAUAAACACAGGAAAAAACACCAUGUUGAAGUUCAGUGAAAGGAAGGAGCAGAAGGAACACUCCAAGAGGAAAAAGAAAAACGGACACAGCAACGGUCACUCCCAUCACGAACUUCACAAGAUCACAACGCCGGUGGACAUUUACAGGUUGUUUGUCGACGUGAAGAACGGGGAACCCGUCCCCAGGAAGUCCAUCCUGAAGUCGCGCAGCCGGGAGAACAGCGUGUGCAGCGACACGAGCGAGAGCAGCGCGGCGGACUUCGAGGAGGGGCGCCGCGCGGUCGGCCGCAGCUUCAGCCACGACGAGACCACGCAGAGCGACACCAGCGACGGCGUCACGGAGGAGGAGAGUCCCACGGCGGCCCUGCUGCACCGCGCCAGCCGCUUCGAGGCCUUUUCAGGCACGGUGGUCGAAAAGGAGCCGAUGCCUUCAGCGGUCCCCUACCUGACCAUCAGUCCACCGGCGCUGCCGACCAUUCUGGAGAGGAAACAGGAGGAGGUGGCGCCCGACGUGGCCCCGCCCCAGCAGGCCCCGAAGAGGCUUUCCAAGUUUAAAGCUGCCAGGUUGCAGCAGAAUUGACUGUGAACAGUAAUUAUCUGUAUUUCACUGUGGGAUUCUUUUUUCGACAACUGAUGAAUCUUCUUUCCUUUUCUUCGCGAUUCUUUCACUUCUGUCCAUACGGGGUUUCAUUAACGUUGUCGACUAUUCGGUAGACGCACGUCGGCCUCGUUGCCCUCGGUGACCUUGUGUCUGACGCUGCUUUUUAACAAGCCCCAACACUUUUAAACGCAGUCUCUUUUGCUCAUCACCCCUGUAGUAUAGAUGGCACUUAACAAUUUACACAUCUUUCUGUGGGGCUUGUUCAUACCUAUUGCUGUCUGUUAUUUGUUUUAUUGUAUCAUCUGCUUUUCUGUUAAUCAAAGCUAUUACCAGUUUAGGUAGGACUGUGCUACUCUUAAGAACAGUUGCUUUGUUUUACUUAUUUUUCCAAGUGUCGAUCCCUUGCCCGCUAGCACUCAUUUUACUUCCUCUAAACCUGCCUAAUGAAUGUAUGUAUUCCUCUGUGACAAGCUUUAUGUAAAGACAAAAGAAUAUUGAUGUAAACUGAAAUGAAAAAUAGACGAUUUUGGCUAUAGGUUCUGUUCCCUCUUAUGAAUUACUGUUUCUUUAUGGGAAUUUCCUGUUGAACUGGAUAUGUGAGGAGCUCCGUGGAGCACCACCCCUAUGCGCCAUAUAGAAGCCAAACUCCGUAAGCGAGCAAUAACAUUUGAUCAAAGCCAUGCAGCAGACUAAAUGCAAAAUGCCUGUUCCUGUUAGCUACAUUCCAGUCAGAGCGCAGCCUUAAUGAAAGAGAGUUGGAAUUUCCAAUCAAGGCAAUCAAACCACAAAUCAAGUUUAGUAUGGGGUCAAAAACAAAAUGUUACUGCUCAUGACCAGAAUAAAGUUUGAUUUAGUGGCAGCAGUUCAUGGAUUUAGUCAUUAAAAUACAGGACGUAGUAAAACUAAUGCAUAAUGAGAAAUAUACGUAUAACGUAUUCAUAUUCCGUACAGUAGUAAUAAAGCACCACUUUUGGGAGGUAGGAGGGGUGUGGUGGGGGGUGUGCAUUUGACCUUUGACCUCAUGCACGCGCAAGGGGGCGUGUACAGGAAGUGGCCGUAACCGCCGCCAUUUUGCGGUCAUGCCCGGAAAUGCGUCAUUUUACGAGUGGAAACGGAAAUACGUCAUUUUGGGGCGGGAUUUGUAGGGGGGCGUGCACUGUUUAAGCAUAAAUACGCCAUUUUGAC